UUUCGGGCCAGGAGUGCAGCGUCCUGCGGGCUCAACUGAAGAUGCGAUGCAAGUCCUCGAGCAGCAGGUCCAUGAGAUCUAUCUCAAAAAAAAAAGCAGGUCCAUGAGAUGGACAUUUAUCCGGCUGAUCCGGCCGGGGAGGCCAGCACGGGGCAAGGCAUCUCCGGAGUUGGUGCCAGCACGCUCUCGUACAACGGCUGGGCAGCCGCAGAGGGCCAGUUCCAGGCUUGCGGCAAAUAGAAGUUCCAUUCGGGUGUCGAAGCGAGGCCAACAUCGCCUCAUCCGCGAGCUCGACUUCGUCAAUCCAGAUGUGCCAGUGGGGGAGGAUGUUGUAGCGGCCUACGUCAGCACCUACAAGGAGCCGCUGCCGGGCAAGGCCGUUAAGGCACUGCGCUCGGCGACCAAGCUGGACUGCAAGCCAAUUGCAGCAGCUCUGAAGGCUGUUGCGGCAGGAGGUGGAGCGAGUGCAGGGGAGCCCUGAGCGGCCUGUCUCAUGUUUAGUUGUUCUCUAGUGUUAUCAAUGUUAGUUGUUGUUCUCUAGUGUUAUCAAUGUUAGUUGUAGCAGUGCAGUUGCAAGACGUCCUCAAGCUGGUUGUGGUUGAGUUAUUCUUAGACUGUUCUCUAUUGUGGGAUCGGGUUUGCCUUCCGAGGGGGAGCAUGCUUUUGGGGAUUUUGGUUGCUGCUCUCCCAUCGGGUCGGCGGUUGGCUGGUGCUUUGUGUCCUCAGUUUAUCUGGUUAGUAGCGUUGCCUUUUGCUGAA
This is a messenger RNA of Panicum virgatum (switchgrass), 759 nucleotides long. RefSeq lists its product as uncharacterized. The record is from RefSeq and is a predicted model, not a curated record. The transcript is spliced from 2 exons. NCBI's taxonomy places the organism in Eukaryota, Viridiplantae, Streptophyta, Magnoliopsida, Poales, Poaceae. Bases 47 to 481 code for a protein of 144 amino acids.